Messenger RNA from Adineta steineri, 1614 nucleotides. The record is from the annotation of a GenBank genome assembly. Lineage: Eukaryota; Metazoa; Rotifera; Eurotatoria; Adinetida; Adinetidae.
AUGAACAGUAACAACGAUAUAAUAGCAAAUGAUGAUCAAUCAAUAAGUAUUGAUCAUGAUAUCUAUGACGGUGAUUAUAAUCAACGUUCUCAAAAUGAUAUCACACAUUCAAGUGGUAGCAGUAUAAGUAGUAAUAGUACAACAACAGUAAAUAAUGGUACAAGACGUUUAAAAGAUGUACCACCAUGCUUUGUAUGUGGAGCGGAAGCUCAUGGUUAUAAUUUUGAUCAAAUUACAUGUGAAUCUUGUAAAGCAUUCUUUCGUCGUAAUGCAUUGAAAUCAAUGGAAAGAUUUCGUUGCCGUAGUAAUGAUACAUGUGUUAUUACAGCAGUCACACGUAAACGAUGUAAACGUUGUCGAUUAAUUAAAUGCUUUGAAGUUGGUAUGCGUAAAGAUUGGAUUUUAUCAGAUGAGGAAAAAACUAUAAAACGUGAAAAAAUUGUAAUCAAUCGUCUACGAAAACAACAAGCACAAAUAGUUUUACAACAGCAAACUAACGAUUUAAUUCAUUCAAAUUUAAAAACAAGAACUAAAACAACUACUGUUCAACAAUCUCCUAUUCUUACAUAUGCAUUAAUGUAUAUGUAUCAACCAUGUGAUCAAAAAAUGUAUGGUCGUCAGCAAUUUCUACUCGGACAGUUAUCAGAUGGUUAUCAACUAAUCUGUCAACAAUACCCUCAACCACAUAAAUUUCUUUAUCGUAAUACAAUUAUAUCUCAAACUGAAACAUUCGAUUAUAAAUUAUCAUUAAUUCAAGAUUUAACACGAGAAUUAACACAAACGACAACAUUACGUUUAUUAAAUUUUUUUAAUUUAAUACCUGAAUUUCAAUCAUUAACACAACAGCAAAAAACAUCGAUUCUAAUUCAAAAUAUGUUAUCAAUUUUUAUGUUUCAUGGUGCAUUAACAUAUGAUCCUAAUAAUGAUACCUUUGUUGAUCGUACAACAAGUGAUGAACCAUAUGAUGCAAAAUAUUUACUUUAUGUUUAUGGAGCAAGAGUCUAUAACGAUUUUACAGCAUUAGCUCGACAAUUACUAGAUGUUACAUAUCAAUUAGCAAACGAUAAACGAGCAGAUGAACAUGGACAUACUUUAUUUCUAUUACUUAUGGUAAUUCUUUUAUUUUCUGAUGAUAUUCAAAUGAAUUUAAGUGAAAAUAAUCAAACUAACUUGAGUAAAAUUCAAGGAAAUUAUAUUGAUAUAACAUGCCGAUAUUUACAUGAUAAUAUCGGCUAUACAACUGGACAACGAAUGUUUCGAAAACUUAUUCCCUUACUUAGCGAUCUUCAAAAACUAUGUUCAACAUUAGCUAAUGUUAAUUUAUGUGAAAUGGCAGAAGAUAGUAAUAAAUCAUCAUCAUCUGGUACAAUAACAACAACUAAUAGUAAUAGUAAUAGUAAUUAUAAUCAAGGACCAGUUCAAUCAUCGUUAAUAUCUUCUUCAACUGAAUUUAGUUCAACAAUCAUUAGUGGAAGAUCUCAUUUAAACGAAUUACAAAAGGAAAAUCGAGCGCCAUCAUCAUUCAAUUCACCAUCUUCGGUACUAUCUAAUCAAUCAUCACCAUUCAUUCUAUCAAACAGUACCACAACAACACUUCCUAAUUAUCCAGUGUAA